Messenger RNA from Neocloeon triangulifer, 2095 nucleotides. It is a transcript of the gene Tm1, whose product is annotated as tropomyosin. Gene Ontology annotation, molecular function: actin filament binding. Lineage: Eukaryota; Metazoa; Arthropoda; Insecta; Ephemeroptera; Baetidae. The coding region runs from base 153 to 1184 and encodes 343 amino acids. The transcript is spliced from 8 exons. Gene Ontology annotation, cellular component: actin filament. The record is from RefSeq and is a predicted model, not a curated record. Gene Ontology annotation, biological process: muscle contraction; actin filament organization.
CAGAAGAAAGAAGAAAACACACACGCACCGACCAACAAAUAUCGCCCGAUCGAGAGCACACCGUGUCACGAAGAAAAGUGGAGUGCGCCGAAUUAAUUGCAAGGGCCCGCCGAAGCGCGCCAGUUUCGGCGGGAACGGCGUCGUCCUGAGCCAUGGCUGAACGCGGUGACCAACCUGGCGAUGACUCGCACUCGGCGGCCGCGACGAUCCUGUCGCGCCUCCGUGACCGACCCAAGAGCCUCCAGCUGUUGGAAAAGCUGCGCGACGAGGAAGCCCGCACCCGCAAACCCACCCCAUCGCGCGGCAGACAGCCCGCGGCCGAUCAGCUACCUUCCAGGACUCCGGACGGUGCCGAGGAUGACCCUGAGACCCUGGAACUGGCGCGCCUGCGCUGCCCUAGUGAAUGCACCGAAGUGAUCGCCGAGCGCGAGAUUCGGCGCCGAAAGAGACGGUGCGCCGACUACCCUGGACUCGCAUUCGGCUCCUCCAUGUUCAGUUCCGAUUCCAUGAUGAAGUUCAAUAUUAUUAAGAACGAGUUGCAUAAUAUCAUGAACACUCAAUUGAAGAGGGCUGAGGGUGAGGUUGCUGCUCUCAACCGUCGCAUCCAGCUGCUUGAAGAGGACUUGGAGCGCUCUGAGGAGCGUCUGUCCACCGCCACUCAGAAGCUCGCCGAGGCUUCUCAGAACGCCGACGAGUCUGAGCGUAUGCGCAAGGUCCUUGAGAACAGGAGCUUGGCAGAUGAAGAGCGCAUGGACGCCCUGGAGAACCAGCUGAAGGAGGCCCGCUUCCUUGCUGAGGAGGCCGACAAGAAAUACGAUGAGGUCGCUCGUAAGUUGGCCAUGGUUGAGGCUGAUCUGGAGAGAGCAGAGGAGCGCGCCGACACCGGGGAGAACAAGAUUGUGGAGCUUGAGGAGGAGCUGCGCGUCGUCGGCAACAACCUGAAGUCCCUAGAGGUUUCUGAAGAGAAGGCCACACAGAGAGAGGAAAACUUUGAGGAGUCCAUCAAGUCACUGGCAGCUUCUCUCAAAGAGGCUGAGGCCCGUGCUGAGUUCGCUGAGCGUUCUGUCCAGAAACUGCAGAAGGAGGUUGACAGGCUUGAAGAUGAUCUACUUAGCGAGAAAGAGCGCAACAAGCUUCUGGCGGAGGAGAUGGAGGCGACUUUGCAUGACAUUCAGAACAUGUAGACAACCCUAUCAUCCAUCCCCUUUCUCACACACAUACACAAAAUCAAUCUAUCUGCCAACAAAUGCUCUGGUGUUCGCUGUGUGCCCCCGACCUCCCCUCAACCAUCACCGACAGAAAUUUCUCGAGUUUCUUAAUGAAAUUCCAUCAUUCCAUAAGCAAGCCAGAGUUCCUUACAUUUUGGUCGCACUGGAAACUUACCUUUUUAAAUGUUUAUUUUCUCUAAACUUGCACACAUUCGGGACCAAAAAUGACGUCCACAUUCCCAUUUCUUGAUUUCUCUAUAGUGCCAAUCAGAGGAGUUUUGUUGAUAGCUCUUAAUUUAUUCCGCUCGGAACUGUGGUGCGCUUAUGCAGUUGAAAUGAUAAAAAGUAUUUUUGUAUUCGAGUUGUUAGUACUAGUACUAAAUUCGCCCUCCUGCGUUGGAAAAUUAAAUCAAGAAAAAAGUAUCAGUUUUUUGUUCUAGCAUGAUCAAUGUGAUAUUUUAAUUGAAAAGCAUGGUGUAUUUUUUGGAAUUGCGAUGCGUAAAUUUUUCAAAAAUUAUUUAUUUUUAAGAUGCUUUAGCUGUUAAUAGUUGAUUUUUGAGUUUCCGUUACGUAUAAAUAAUUAUUAAUCUUUUGAAUCGGCACACUAAAAUCUAUGUACUACUUGUAGUUUACGUAACAAUAUCCUGUAUUAUAUGUGCAUUUUUCAAGAAGGGUGUAAUUCCAAUUUUCUACCCAGUUUGGUUUUCUUCUUUUGCAAGAAAACGACUAAGGAUCAAUCAAGUUUUGUCUUGUAACUAUUAUGCUUUCCAGCAAAUUCCGCAUAAGUUCAGUUUUUACACCAUUAUAAUUAUAACGAAAUGAAUAUUAUUUAACUAAAUAAAUUGUAGUUCAAGAUGAUUUUCCAAUAAAAUAUUUUCACACUCUAA